This is a messenger RNA of Penicillium pulvis, 1350 nucleotides long. RefSeq names its product FAD-binding oxidoreductase. The transcript is spliced from 2 exons. Lineage: Eukaryota; Fungi; Ascomycota; Eurotiomycetes; Eurotiales; Aspergillaceae. The coding region runs from base 1 to 1350 and encodes 449 amino acids. The record is from RefSeq and is a predicted model, not a curated record. Gene Ontology annotation, molecular function: FAD binding.
AUGGACUCCCUAAUAGAAUUUCUGGCCGAAAAUAGCCAUAUUCGAUUUGCAACUCCCGAGUCCCCCGACUUUGCUGAUCUAUGCACAGUCUUUGUGCUCAACGAAACGAGAAAACCAAGCAUGAUUGUUCGGCCCCGUUCAGCAGAGGAUGUCGGUGCGUUAGUAUCGAUCCUCACUGCUAAUGAUCUCUCCUUCACGAUCCGUGCAGGCGGACAUGACAUGUUCGGUCGGUGUCAGGUAGAUGGUGCAGUCACGAUUGACAUGCGCGAAUUCACUUAUGUGCAUGUGGACACCGAGUCCCGAACAGCCCGAGUGGGUGGGGGAGUGAUAUCGAUCAAUCUGGUUAAGGAACUGGAAAGAUUCAAAAUGGUUGUCCCACAUCCCGUCACGCCAACCGUGGGUUUUGUUGGCUGGGCACUUCAUGGAGGGUAUGGUAUGCUUAGCAGCAAGUAUGGCCUUGGCGUGGACCAAAUCCUAGGAGCCACUGUCGUGGAUGCAGAGGGAGUCGUUCGUGAAGCGGACGAGACAAUGUUAACCGCCAUUCGCGGAGCUGGGGGAACAGUGGGUGUUAUUGCUGAGCUCAAAAUCAGGAUUUAUCCACUAGACCAGGUGCUUGCAGGAGCGAUCUUAUAUGAACCUAAUGACCUCGGCGUCACGAUCCAAAAAUUCAAUGAUCAGCUCCGAGAAUCUAAAAAACAGGGCCUGCCAGCUGCACUUGGCCUAUAUCAAUUAGUCAAUAACAGCCCAGUCGGUAAAACUCUUACUGUUCUGUUUGUGUGGGCUUCAUCAGACCUUGACGAGGGGCAGUCUUGGCUGUCCAAGGUUUCUUCAUGGGCAUCCGUGGCAGUCAACGCGGUCAUACCCACCACGCUAACGGCAUUCAAUGAAAUAGCGGAUUCUUUGGUUCCAAAGAAGGUCUUUGGAUCAAUUUAUGCCGCCACAGUUUACGACCUUACUCCCGAGGUUGUAAAUGUUAUUAGCAAGCAUGCGCCGCUGCAGCCAAACAGUCCUGACGUGAUGUAUGGCAUCCAUGAGUUGCGUGCAGGAACUCCAUAUCCAGACACAAAUUCUGUUUUCUAUUCGCAUCGUCCACACGUGAUUAUUGAGAUCAUUCCCAUAUCGCAAUCACCUGAAAGAGUGGACGAAGCAGUGAAAUGGGCUCAGAGUUUUCACCUUGAGCUAUCACAAACAGAUGCAGUGAACAUCCCUCCUUUCUGUUACAUUUCUUUGACUCCUUCCAGAGGUCUUGACAUGAAGGCAAUCUAUGGAACUAAGUAUGAGGACAUCAAGGCGAUAAAGAAACUUUAUGAUCCACUCAACAGGUUUGAAAAUGCCCUGGUGCAGCUUUGA